This is a messenger RNA of Pipistrellus nathusii (Nathusius's pipistrelle), 480 nucleotides long. The record is from the annotation of a GenBank genome assembly. Lineage: Eukaryota; Metazoa; Chordata; Mammalia; Chiroptera; Vespertilionidae.
AUGGGCAGUGCUUACCACUGGGAGGCCCGUCGUAGGCAGAGGAGGCUGCUGAUGCAGCGACAGCAAGAGAAGGUGCCUGAGAGGGGUCGGGAACAGAAGAAACUCCCAGAGAAGAAAUGCCAACGUGAGAAACACACCCAGCCCUCCCAGGCAUCACCUCAGGAGCCAGGGCCAUCACAGGCACAACCGCCAACGCCUAAGCAGCCACAGCCGCCCCCGCCGCCGCCGCCGCCACCGCCGCCACCUCCCCCGCCCCCUCCACCGCCCCCGCCCCCGCCACCAUCGCAGCCACAGGCACAGCCACAGCCCCAGCCUCAACCAAGGCAACAAACUGCCCAAGACCCUCUUACUCAGUCCUAUUCCAGGCACACACUCCAGGAUUCCCAAAAGCCUGGUUUCAGGAGACCAGGCCAAGCCUUCCCAGGUAACUACCCCAGGAGGCAACGCUUCACGGCCAUGGAUUACAUACAGCAGUGGUGA